UGGAGGGCAGGCAUUAUGCUGGAAUGAAGCCCAGGUGUGUCAAUGAUGGGGCAGUGUGCCCUGAGGCAUGGAAUGCUGUCUGUGAUCAACAGCAGUUUCCACUGUAGACUCUUUCUAGGCUGGGGCUUGUUUUCUGUACCAACAUCAACAUCUCUCUUCCCUGGCCCCAUUCCAGGCUUCAUUAAGCAAAGACUGCUAGGAAGUUCUGGACCCCCUGCCAGAGGGCAGGAACUAUGUCCUGUUUAGCCUUUAUUCCCCGUGCCUGGACAGGACAGCUCUAUAGGGCGCUUAUUCACUUAAGGGGUGGGGUCCUGGUUGAGAGGCGAAGGAUUUGGCAAGAGAGGGCAUGGGGGACAGAGACAGAGGAGCAAAGUCUGGGGAGGGGUGGGAAGUCCUUGGGAGAAGCGUGGAAAGAUACAAAGGAAGGCGAGCAGAGGACAAGGAAAGGGGGCUUCUCACCUUCCGGAUGAUCUGGCUUGGAGGAGGGAGGGGCCGCCAGCCGCCCUUGCAACCGUCACCUUGCCCCACCACGGAACUCGGGGUGCGGCCCUCGGCAGCCCUGGGCCAGCCGCCAGGUCCCCGCCCUCCGCAGGAUUUACUCCUGUCCCACCUUCUUUAGCCCAGGCAGCCUGGGAGGUUCCGCAGUCGCCGCUUCCGCCUUGGCCAGGUGGAGCUGGAGACCUGGUCUCUCUAGGGCCUACCCUGGGUGGAACAGCUAAAGGAGAGUGCUGCCACCCUUAGGGACUCCUCCUCCAGACAUGCUUCCUGAGGCUGGCUCCCUGUGGCUACUAAAGCUGCUCCGGGACAUCCAGCUGGCCCAGUUUUACUGGCCCAUCCUUGAGGAGCUUAAUGUCACUCGGCCAGAGCACUUCGACUUUGUCAAGCCUGAAGACCUGGACAGCAUUGGCAUGGGCCGGCCUGCCCAGCGCAGACUGUCGGAAGCUCUAAAGAGGCUACGAUCCGGGCCUAAGUCUAAGAACUGGGUCUACAAGAUCCUUGGAGGUUUAGCCCCUGAGCACAAGGAGCCCACCCUGCCCUCGCAGGGCCCACCGCACGUCCCUGAGCCAGAGGGGGGACUCAAGUGUCUGAUCCCAGAGGGUGCUGUGUGCAGAAGGGAGCUGCUGGGCUCCGGCUGCUUUGGGGUGGUGCACCGAGGGCUGUGGACGCUGCCCAGCGGCAAGAGUGUCCCAGUGGCUGUCAAGUCCCUCCGGGUAGGUCCUGAAGGCCCGGUGGGUGCAGAGCUGGGGGACUUCCUGCGAGAGGUAUCGGUCAUGAUGAACUUGGAGCACCCGCACGUGCUGCGUCUGCACGGCCUGAUACUGGGCCAGCCUCUGCAGAUGGUGAUGGAGCUGGCGCCACUGGGCUCCCUACACGCGCGCCUAACAGCCCCGGCCCCGACACCCCCACUGCCUGUGGCCCUACUCUUCCUCUUCCUGCGGCAGCUGGCGGGGGCCAUGGCCUACCUGGGGGCCCGGGGGCUGGUGCACCGGGACCUCGCUACGCGCAACCUGCUGCUGGCGUCGACGAGCACCAUCAAGGUGGCGGACUUCGGGCUGGUGCGGCCUCUGAGCGGCGCCCGGGGCCGCUACGUCAUGGGCGGGCCCCGCCCCAUCCCCUACGCCUGGUGUGCCCCAGAGAGCCUGCGCCACGGAGCCUUCUCGUCUGCCUCGGACGUGUGGAUGUUUGGGGUGACGCUGUGGGAGAUGUUCUCAGGCGGCGAGGAACCCUGGGCCGGGGUCCCACCGUACCUCAUCCUGCAGCGGCUGGAGGACAGAGCCCGGCUGCCUAGGCCCCCUCUCUGCUCCAGGACCCUCUACUCCCUUGCCUUGCGCUGCUGGGCCCCCCACCCUGCUGACCGGCCUAGCUUUACCCACGUGGAAGGCCUGCUGCAAGAGGCCUGGCCUACAGAAGGAUGCUGUGUGAGGGAUGUCACAGAGCCAGGUGCCCUGAGGAUGGAGCCUGGUGACCCCAUCACAGUCAUCGAGGGCAGCUCCUCUUUCCACAGCCCUGACUCCACAAUCUGGAAGGGCCAGAAUGGUCGCACCUUCAAAGUGGGCAGCUUCCCAGCCUCCGCAGUGACUCUGGCAGAUGCAGGGGGCUUGCCAGCCACCCGUCCAGUCCACAGAGGCACCCCUGCCCGGGGAGAUCAACACCCAGGAAGCAUAGAUGGAGACAGAAAGAAGGCAAAUCUUUGGGAUGUGCCUCCAGCACGGGGCCAGAGAAGAAAUGUGCCCCUUGAAAGGAUGAAAGGUGGAACUGAGUGUGCAUGGAGUCACCCACCAGGAGUGCCAGGCAGCACUGGGAGCCACCAGGGGAGAUGUGGUUUCAGCCAUCCAGAACCUCAAGGUAAAGCCAGCCCUGGCCAGGUGUGGUGGCUCAUGUCUGUAAUCCCAGCACUUUGGGAGGCCUAGGAAGGCAGAUCACCUGAGUCAGGAUUUCAAGAUCAGCCUGGCCAAUAUGGUGAAACCCUGUCUCUACUGAAAAUACAAAAAAUUAGCUGGUAGCCUGUAAUCCCAGCUACUCAGGAGGCUGAGGCAGGAGAAUUGCUUGAACCUGCAGUGAGUCCAGAUCGCACCACGGCACUCCACCCUGGCAGAGAAGACUGAAACUGAGUCUUAAAAAAAAAAAAGCCAGCCCCUUCUCUUGGGGUCCCUUCUCUCCUGCCCCUGCCACCUGGCAGUCAGCUGCAGCCCACCCUCCUGCUUCCACAGGUAGACCAGCUCUUCCACCUGAGUAGCCGGUCCAGGGCUGACUGCCGGCGCAUCCUAGAGCAUUACCAGUGGGACCUCUCAGCUGCCAGUCGCUAUGUCCUGGCCAGGCCCUGAGCUCGCUUCUGUGGGCAUGGACAUCAGCAUGAAAAGUCUAGGCCCCUGAGGGCCUAGCCAUGUGGGACCAAGCAGAACCAGAACAAGGUCCUGACGGGGGUAGACUUUCCACCUGGGGAGGUCCCACCUGCGAUAGACAUGUGGGGGAGGAGCCCAGGGUUGGGUGCUGGGAAAUGUCUCCUCCCUCCCAUGCUCCUUGGCCUCUGAAGGCUGAAGCUCUUUUGGCUGGGCCAAGAAGGGUCUAGCCUGCCCACUGCAUUCUCAAACAAGAGGACAACUUGGAGGAAAAGAGCUACUAUACAUCACAUCCAGAGGAAGCUUCUACUCGCUAGAGAGGAUGAUCAAGGGGCCACACUGGACCAUGCGAACAGCCAUCCUGAACUGCCAUCAGCUACCGCACUAGACUGUGGGGCAGCCAUCUUGGAUGAUGAAGCCGCCAUAUUGACUUGGGGUAUGAGACCCAAACUCUAUUCGUUUGGUCCAGGGCCAUGGUGGGUGAUGACGACUGCUCUCUUGCACUCAAGGACAUUUGAUGUUGGUACUAUGGAUCAUGAGACGGGCCAGCCCCUGCCCCAGCCCUCACAUUCCCCUUUGUUUUUCCUGGCACCAACUCCUUCUACCCUCCCCUAUUACAUACAUCUUCCAAUGUCCAAAAA
Messenger RNA from Callithrix jacchus (white-tufted-ear marmoset), 3481 nucleotides. NCBI's taxonomy places the organism in Eukaryota, Metazoa, Chordata, Mammalia, Primates, Cebidae. The record is from RefSeq and is a predicted model, not a curated record.